GUUGUUUACGGGCCGAGCAGCCCUCGCUCCCGCCGCCCGCUCGCCACCCGCCUGCCCAGGUGCCCGCCCGCCUGUCCGCGCGUCCGUUUGUCCGCGCGUCCGUUUGUUCGCGCGUCCGAAGAUCUGAGCCCCCGAGCGCUCGGGGCCGAGAGCCGGGAGGCAGGGGCGCAGCGCGGGGCUCGGGGCCCUGAAAUCGCGGGACGGGGCCCGGGCCGCGGUGGCCCGGAGUCGGGGCCGCCUCCACCGGGCCGCACUGCCGGAUUUGCAGCGGCAGAGGCCGCGCACCCCUCCUGGGGCUGUUUCAAGGACCCUCCCGGGCGGAGGCUGCGGCCCCUGGGCCGCCCGCGUGGAAGAGAAGGACGCGCGGCCCCCAGCGCCUCUCGGGCGGCUGCUUUGGAGCAUGCACCCCUCGGGCCGGCGCCGCGCGCUCUGAUCCAUCCGGACCCCGCGCUCCCGUAGCCAUGGGCGCCGGGGGCGGGCGGGGGGCGGCGGCCGUGCCGCUGCUGGUGGCCGUUGCCGCGCUGCUGCUGGGCGCCGCGGGCCACCUGUACCCUGGAGAGGUGUGCCCCGGCAUGGAUAUCCGGAAUAACCUCACCCGGCUGCACGAGCUGGCCAACUGCUCGGUCAUCGAAGGACAUUUGCAGAUCCUAUUGAUGUUCAAAACGAGACCUGAGGACUUCCGAGACCUCAGUUUCCCCAAGCUCAUCAUGAUCACUGAUUACUUGCUGCUCUUCCGGGUCUACGGGCUGGAGAGCCUGAAGGACCUGUUCCCCAACCUCACGGUCAUCCGGGGCUCCCGCCUCUUCUUUAACUACGCGCUGGUCAUCUUCGAGAUGGUUCACCUGAAGGAGCUUGGCCUCUACAACUUGAUGAACAUCACCCGGGGCUCCGUCCGCAUCGAGAAGAACAAUGAACUCUGCUACCUGGCCACUAUCGACUGGUCUCGCAUCCUGGAUUCCGUGGAGGAUAAUUACAUCGUGCUGAACAAAGACGACAAUGAGGAGUGUGGGGACAUUUGUCCAGGCACCGCGAAGGGCAAGACCAACUGCCCUGCCACCGUCAUCAACGGGCAAUUUGUGGAGCGGUGUUGGACGCACAGCCACUGCCAGAAAGUGUGUCCGACCAUCUGUAAGUCUCACGGCUGCACCGCUGAGGGUCUCUGUUGCCACAGUGAGUGCUUGGGCAACUGCUCUGAGCCUGACGACCCCACCAAGUGUGUGGCCUGUCGAAACUUCUACCUGGAUGGCAGGUGCGUGGAGACCUGCCCGCCCCCCUACUACCACUUCCAAGACUGGCGCUGUGUGAACUUCAGCUUCUGCCAGGAUUUGCACAACAAAUGCAAGAACUCUCGGAGGCAGGGCUGCCACCAGUAUGUCAUUCACAAUAACAAGUGCAUCCCUGAGUGCCCCUCCGGGUACACAAUGAAUUCCAGCAACUUGAUGUGCACUCCAUGCCUGGGCCCCUGUCCCAAGGUGUGCCACCUCCUGGAAGGCGAGAAGACCAUUGACUCAGUGACAUCUGCCCAGGAGCUCCGAGGCUGCACCAUCAUCAACGGAAGCUUAAUCAUCAACAUUCGAGGGGGCAACAACCUGGCAGCUGAGCUAGAGGCCAACCUUGGACUCAUUGAAGAAAUUUCAGGGUAUCUGAAAAUCCGCCGAUCAUAUGCCCUCGUGUCACUUUCCUUCUUCCGGAAGUUACGUCUGAUUCGAGGGGAGACCUUGGAAAUCGGGAACUACUCUUUCUAUGCCUUGGACAACCAGAACCUAAGGCAGCUGUGGGACUGGAGCAAACACAACCUCACCAUCACUCAGGGGAAACUCUUCUUCCACUAUAAUCCCAAACUCUGCUUGUCAGAAAUUCACAAGAUGGAGGAAGUUUCCGGAACCAAGGGGCGCCAGGAGAGAAACGACAUUGCCCUGAAGACCAAUGGGGACCAGGCGUCCUGCGAAAAUGAAUUACUUAAAUUUUCUUACAUUCGGACAUCUUAUGACAAGAUCUUGCUGAAAUGGGAGCCAUAUUGGCCCCCCGACUUCCGAGACCUCCUGGGAUUCAUGCUCUUCUACAAAGAGGCCCCUUAUCAGAACGUGACGGAGUUUGAUGGGCAGGACGCAUGUGGCUCCAACAGCUGGACCGUGGUGGAUAUUGACCCGCCUAUGAGGUCCAACGACCCCAAGUCACAGAACCACCCCGGGUGGCUAAUGCGUGGUCUCAAGCCCUGGACCCAGUAUGCCAUCUUUGUCAAGACCUUGGUCACCUUUUCUGAUGAACGCCGCACAUACGGGGCCAAGAGCGACAUCAUCUAUGUCCAGACAGAUGCCACUAAUCCUUCUGUCCCCCUGGAUCCCAUCUCGGUGUCUAAUUCUUCGUCCCAGAUUAUUCUGAAGUGGAAGCCUCCCUCUGACCCCAAUGGCAACAUCACACACUACUUGGUAUUCUGGGAGAGACAGGAGGAAGAUGGUGAACUGUAUGAAUUAGAUUAUUGCCUCAAAGGGUUGAAGCUGCCCUCCCGGACCUGGUCUCCACCGUUCGAGUCUGAGGGGUCCCAGAAGCACAAUCAGAGUGAGUACGAAGACUCUGCCGGUGAAUGCUGUUCCUGCCCGAAGACCGACUCUCAGAUCCUCAAGGAGCUGGAGGAGUCCUCGUUCCGGAAAACGUUCGAAGAUUACCUGCACAACGUGGUUUUCAUCCCCAGAAAAUCCUCUUCAGGCCCUGUUGCCGAGGACACUAGGCCGUCGAGGAAACGCAGGGCCCUUGGUGAUGUGGGGAAUGUGACAGCGGCCGUGCCCACCAUUCCGGGAUUCCCCAAUACGUCCUCAACCAGCGCACCUACGAGCUCAGAGGAGCACAGACCGUUCGAGAAAGUGGUGAACAAGGAGUCUCUGGUCAUCUCUGGCCUGCGUCACUUUACUGGCUAUCGCAUUGAGCUGCAGGCUUGCAACCAAGAUUCCCCCGAGGAGAGGUGCAGUGUGGCUGCAUAUGUCAGUGCCAGGACCAUGCCCGAAGCCAAGGCAGAUGAUAUUGUUGGCCCCGUGACCCACGAAAUCUUCGAGAACAACGUCGUUCACUUGAUGUGGCAGGAGCCCAAGGAACCCAACGGUCUGAUCGUGCUGUACGAAGUGAGUUAUCGACGAUACGGCGAAGAGGAGCUGCACCUCUGCGUCUCCCGCAAGCAUUUUGCUCUGGAGCGGGGCUGCAGGCUGCGUGGUCUGCCACCCGGGAAUUACAGUGUGCGAGUUCGGGCCACCUCCCUGGCGGGCAAUGGCUCCUGGACGGAAGCCACCUAUUUCUACGUCACAGACUAUUUAGACGUGCCAUCAAAUAUUGCAAAAAUUAUCAUCGGCCCCCUCAUCUUUGUCUUUCUCUUCAGUGUUGUGAUCGGAAGUAUUUAUCUAUUCCUGAGAAAGAGGCAGCCGGAUGGGCCACUGGGACCACUGUAUGCUUCUUCAAACCCCGAGUACCUCAGUGCCAGCGAUGUGUUUCCCUGCUCUGUGUACGUGCCGGAUGAGUGGGAGGUGCCUCGAGAGAAGAUCACGCUCCUGCGAGAACUGGGGCAGGGCUCCUUCGGCAUGGUGUACGAGGGCAACGCCAGGGACAUUGUCAAGGGCGAGGCGGAGACCCGAGUGGCGGUGAAGACGGUCAACGAGUCCGCCAGCCUGCGAGAGCGGAUCGAAUUUCUCAACGAGGCCUCGGUCAUGAAGGGCUUCACCUGCCACCACGUGGUCCGCCUCCUGGGGGUGGUAUCCAAAGGCCAGCCGACGCUGGUGGUGAUGGAGUUGAUGGCUCACGGGGACUUGAAGAGCUACCUCCGUUCCCUGCGGCCUGAGGCCGAGAAUAACCCCGGCCGCCCUCCCCCUACCCUGCAAGAGAUGAUUCAGAUGGCUGCGGAGAUCGCCGACGGGAUGGCAUACCUGAACGCCAAGAAGUUUGUACACCGGGACCUCGCAGCUCGAAACUGUAUGGUCGCCCACGAUUUUACCGUCAAAAUUGGAGACUUUGGAAUGACCAGAGACAUCUACGAAACGGAUUACUACCGGAAAGGGGGAAAGGGUCUGCUCCCCGUGCGGUGGAUGGCACCCGAAUCCCUGAAGGACGGGGUCUUUACCACUUCUUCGGACAUGUGGUCCUUUGGCGUGGUCCUUUGGGAAAUUACCAGCUUGGCGGAACAGCCUUACCAAGGCCUAUCAAACGAGCAGGUGUUAAAAUUUGUCAUGGAUGGAGGGUAUCUGGAUCAACCCGACAACUGUCCAGAGAGAGUCACCGACCUGAUGCGCAUGUGCUGGCAGUUCAACCCCAAGAUGCGGCCGACCUUCCUGGAGAUUGUCGACCUGCUCAAGGACGAGCUGCACCCCAGUUUCCCCGAAGUUUCCUUCUUCCACAGCGAGGAGAACAAGGUGCCCGAGAGCGAGGAGCUGGAGAUGGAAUUUGAGGACAUGGAGAGUGUCCCCCUGGACCGGUCGUCACAUGCGCAGAGGGAGGAGGCCGGGGGCCGGGAUGGAGGGUCCGCGCUGGGGCUAAAGAGAAACUAUGAGGAGCACAUCCCCUACACCCACAUGAACGGGGGCAAGAAAAACGGACGCAUUCUGACUCUGCCCCGGUCUAAUCCUUCCUAACGGCCCCUGCUCGGGGGAAUGGUUCCUGUGUUCACUUUCCUCUGGUUUGAAGGCCUUCAGAAAACUCAGGAUUUUCACACGACUCAGCCGCAGUGUCAAACGGAGCUCAGAGAUCAUACCUAUCAUCCAUUUCUGUUCCUCUUCUGACUUAAAACACAUUGGUGUGAUUGCCAAUUUGACUAGUCAUCUGAGAACUUAACUGUGAACCCAGAUGGGAAAGGGGUUCCCACGGCUGCUGUCCUUUUGGACCACCGAGGUUUUAAGCCCGGAUGUUACCUUUUUUUUUUUUUCCUAGCAGAUUGAAAGAAAGCACCUGUUUUUACAAUGUUUUUUUUUUUUUUUUUUUUUGCUGGUGUCUGAGCUACAGUGUAAAACAUAAAUCUUGUUUGUGGAACAAAAGUUAGAAAGAAAGAAAAAAAAAAAAAACAAACAAAAAACAAACCCCAAAACCCUGUCCUAGUAGAAUUCCAAACUUUGCAGAGUGGGCUUCAGGAAAGUUUUUUUCAUCCAGAAGGAUUUUUUUUUUUUUUUCCUUCACAAAAUCAGUUCCUCAAAUUGACCAAUAGCUGCUGCUUUUGUACUUUGGAUAUAGUUUUGCAGUCCUGGGGUGUGGCUCACGUGUGUACUCGUGCGUGUGCGUGCGUGUGUGUGUGUGCAAAUCAUGCGUGCUGAGUGGCCGCUUUGGGGGUCAGCCCAUGAAGGUUCUGCUCUUCUGGAGUGUGUGAGCCCCUGAUCUGCUCCCCCCCGCUCCCUUCCUUCUUAUCUACUGGGAGACUGUGCCCUCAAGAUUCUCCUUCAGUCCCAAGUUUAGCCUCAGGAGUCUUCUCUCCCUUAACUUUGGUGAAAAAUGUUUUCCAGGAGACAUGGGAGUCGUUUGGAGUGAUAAUGGAUCUUUUCAAGACCAAACAAAGCCAGGACAUUAAAAAAAAAAAAAAAAAAAAAAAAAGAAGAAGAACUGAGAUGAUGAAGAGUUUUGAGAAUAUAUUUGUAACAUAUUUAAUUUAAAAAAAAAAAUCUCCAGCAUCAGCCUCAUAAGUUAUUGACCAUUUCCCGGGGGGGCGGGUAGGGCAUGGGGCUUUGUCUGCCUGUGUGGGGAGGCGGAGCCAGGCACCAGUGGCCUCUUUCCUUGGUCUUCAAGGCAUCCAUUUUUCUGGGACUAAAGCCACGUUAGCUGCUAAGCCUUCUGGACGUCGUGAUCAGGCCACGCUGAGCAUGUGGGUGAUGGUGUUUGAUGGAUGGAAGCUGAGCCCUGCCUUCGAACACACUUGUGGCUCUUGCAUCUUCUGGUUCCCUGUAUGUAUGUACCUCUCGAGCUUCCUCAGCUGUGUGUGCACGUCCUACGGGGAUCGUGCAAACACAGCACCGUCAGAUCCCAAAGUGGGACAGCACAGGGGGACUUGGAGAACACUAGCGAUCUGAAGACGUGCCUGUUGGUCCCCUCCGCCCUCAGGGCAUCCGACUGUCCUCAGAGCUGACUUCCCAGAAGCUGCUUUGCGCCCAGUGACCUCAGCUGGGCCAGGUGUGGGGCCUGAGCUGAAUUCUCAGGUACUUACCGAUCUUGCAGUCCCUAAGAGAGUACAGUCUGGAGGAGAAACCGCUAAGGACCUUCACACUACCAAGAACUUGCGAAGGAACGUGAUGCCACAGUUGCUUCCCUUUGGGGAAAGAACUACAGCUGCUCAAAUAAAGACCACGGUGAACUCAUCACUUUGGUUCAUCCAGAUCAUCACCCAUGGGUUAUCCAUUGAGUGCAUUUUCUCACAAGUUUUUGAUUGCUUCCUUCUUUUCUUCUCUUAAGAGUUGUGGGCUUAAGAACAGGAUAGAGAUGCCAUGGUGACCUCCGAACCUUCUCAAUUCUUGAUGAAGAACACAGGUAGACACACAUCCUAGUUGCCUCUGGCUAUCUUAUUUAUAUGAUUUGAGGAAUGACAGCAUGUCAGACUAUUUCUGGGGAGCCUCAGUGAUUGGGUACAAGGAGCACAGAAAUUAUUUUCGCCAAAUUUAUUUUGUACAUAAAAGAGGGUCUGUACGUAAAUUAAAAAGAAGACAAAACACGUAGAUCUAGGUAUUUUGUUCUUUUCGUAGUAAAUUUGUAGUGGCCAUAUAGUACACUAGCAGCAAUUUUCACAUUUUUCUAAUUCAGAAAGGUUUUCUUAUAUUAGGGGAAAAUUAUUUAUUUUAAUAUAUAAAAAUCACUGUAAAAAAUCACUUUCGUAAGAAAUGGAGUGCAUGUAAAUUUUUUUUUUUCAAAGAAAAAUAAACAGGUGAACGUGGGGUAAUGAUUUUUUUUUUCCCAGCACAAUCUACCUCAGUGUAUUGUUAGGAUGUGAUUCAAUAAUGGACAUCUUUGAGACUUCAGAAUUCUGCCUGGAUCCGAUCUGAAUCAGGGAAAAUUUGUAUCAGCUGAUUCUGAACGCCAGGGACCAGUAAGAAUUUUGAGGGAGGGAGUUGGGCUGAAGUAUGGCUUUCAUGUGAGCAUAGAUCCUUUUUCUGGCUGAUAAUAUUCUCCUCUGAAUUUAAUCUUCCUUUUUUUUUUUUUUGAUGUUCCAUCCAUUGAUACCGUGGCCCUU
Messenger RNA from Balaenoptera musculus (blue whale), 7180 nucleotides. It is a transcript of the gene INSR, whose product is annotated as insulin receptor. The record is from RefSeq and is a predicted model, not a curated record. Gene Ontology annotation, biological process: protein autophosphorylation; multicellular organism development; positive regulation of phosphatidylinositol 3-kinase/protein kinase B signal transduction. Bases 462 to 4610 code for a protein of 1382 amino acids. Gene Ontology annotation, cellular component: axon; membrane; insulin receptor complex. The transcript has 22 exons. NCBI's taxonomy places the organism in Eukaryota, Metazoa, Chordata, Mammalia, Artiodactyla, Balaenopteridae. Gene Ontology annotation, molecular function: insulin receptor activity; insulin receptor substrate binding; ATP binding.